AUGUCGUCCGCCUUCUUCCGUCGUCCUACGGAUAUCAGUUCGAGCUCGAGCUCGAGCGCGGCGAAUAGUACGUCAGAGGACGAUGACGAGAACCACGACAACGUGUCCCGGCAAAGGCUGGAGGAAGUUGUUGAGGAAGACGGUGAGACUGCGACCACAGAGUCCCUCACUAGCCAGAACAGUGUGGCACGUGAAGAUGGACAGAAUCCAACAAUUGGCCAACAUCGAGCCAAUCUAUUAAGUGCCCUCUUGGAGGACUUCGCGAGAACCAGAGCUUGCGAGAUCAUGAACAGUACAAGUCCAGGAGUGAACUUCACCAGGACAGCGCCAGAGGUCCAGCCACUAGCGAGGAAGCUGUACCAGGAUGUGAGCCAGACAUUGGCUCUCGGCGGCGUAUUACCGGCCUCGACUGUCAGCGACAGCCAAGCCAACCAGCAUACGCGGGCAACCUACCUCGCUGGCAUCGAAAGACUCGCAAUAGGAAGUGCGCAGUCCACCAAUGACCUUACGGAUCCCAGGGAGCGGCAGCGUGCUUUACCUGAUGAGACGGCUGGCAUGGGUGGUGGCCGCCCUGCUCAUCGACCUGCAGGUCUGUUUCCCGACUCAUUGCAGCAGCAGCUGGCAGGUCUUUCUCUAUAUCAAAGCCAGGGUGGGUUUCCGGCGUCGCAGUAUACAGACUUGACCUUUUCUACUUCGCCGCCUCGUCGCAGCCAUUACGAGUCCAGCUUCAAACAACUCAAAUUGCUGGGUAAAGGAGGGUUUGGCAGGGUGUAUCAUGCCUACAACAUCUUCGACAAGAAGGAGUAUGCGGUCAAAAAGAUCCCCUUGAGUCCUCGUCUUUCGCAGCGGUAUCGAGAUUCGGGUCACAAAGAAUUGGAAAACGUGUUGAGGGAAGUCCAAGCUCUAGCACAGCUGGAACACAGCAAUGUCGUGCGAUAUCAUGCUACGUGGAUUGAAGAGCCCCGAGGAAUGACCGAGGUGCCAUAUCGAUCGGGACCACCAGCAGCUUUGAAUCCCCAGGGCCAGAAACUAAUAGCCGAGGGCUCACGGGUGACCGCCAAACCGCGACCGAAGGCAAUGGCGCUGGAACAUGACGACGGAAUUAUAUUCGGGUUGUCUGACAGUGAAGCGGCGCACGCAAUUGCUUCCAGGGGCCAAGCUGAAGUGGCUUUUGGGCAGACAGUCUCCAUGGACCACGGCGACGGCGACGGCGACCCUGAAGGAUCCAGAUCGUCGGUCCGGACUUCAGAGGUCUUUACAGACGGCCUCUCACAUCCCAGCGGCGCGCAUCAUGGAUCUGAAUCCGACGUCGACAACACAGUCUACGUGCUACACGUACAGAUGUCCGUCUAUCCCACCACGCUGGCGCAAUAUCUCGCCCCGACCCCGUGCGGGUCGAGGAGCAUCCAGGGAAGAAGUGCCAGUACAAGUUUCCACCGAAAGCAUUGUUUCCAUCUCGGCCCUGCGCUACGCAUCUUGAUGGGGAUACUCUGUGGGCUUCAGUACAUCCAUGCCAAGGGACUGGUGCACCGGGACAUCAAACCCAGCAACAUCUUUCUGUCGAGCCUGGUCGUUUCGUCGUCUGCUGUCAACAGCAUGGUUAUUCCUGAUGGUUAUUGGGAUGUGGGAUCUUGCAGCGGUUGUCCGGAUCCUGCUCCCUACCUCGUCAAUCCUCGCAUAGGCGAUUUCGGACUCGUGGCAGACCUCGCCCGUGAAGGUGGAGGUGGCAGCAAGAACAAAGACAAGGACAAGCCCGUGGGCACACAGUACUACCGGCCACCACCUGGAGAUGACCGAGGAAAGUCGUCGUCCGAAGCAGAAGCAGCAGUCAUUGUCAUCGAUGAGAAACUGGACGUUUUUGCGCUUGGGGUCGUCCUGGUCGAAAUGCUUUGGCCCUGCUCGACGAGCUCGGAACGGGUUCAGGUCCUUCGCGACCUACAGGAGGCCAAAGUGCCAGCGGGACUCGGGCGCAAGCUCGAGAGUGAAGGGCACGAUCCCGAGACUGCACGUCUCGUGGUCCAGGGGAUCUUGAGCAUGGUCGAACGCGAUCCACGUCGCAGAUGGAGCUGUGCGGAGAUCAAAUGCUGGGCGGAGAAGCUGCUGCAAAAGACGUGA
Molecule: messenger RNA, 2115 nt
Organism: Exophiala dermatitidis NIH/UT8656
Lineage: Eukaryota; Fungi; Ascomycota; Eurotiomycetes; Chaetothyriales; Herpotrichiellaceae
Product: eukaryotic translation initiation factor 2-alpha kinase
Exons: 1
Coding region: 1-2115 (704 amino acids)
Biological process (GO): protein phosphorylation
Molecular function (GO): ATP binding; protein kinase activity
Source: RefSeq, a predicted model, not a curated record